UGAGGGAUUUAGAUUGUGUCGUGUUUGUGCUGAGAGAUACUGCACGCUACAACUGAAGGACAAAGCCAGAAGAUGAGAUGUUGCCUGAUGUUAGCUGCUCUUCUCUGCUUCAUCACAUGGGUGAACAUUUCACAUGCAUCCCGUGGACAGGCGUCAUGUUGUCUCAAGUUGAGCCAAACACGAAUCCAUCGUGAUUAUAUUAAAUCUUACUACAAACAGUAUGAGGGUGUCUGUCCAAUCACAGCGGUUGUGUUCAUAACAAUUCGUGGAAAGAGGAUUUGCUCUGACCCUAACAGUGUCUGGGCAAAAACCACCAUGGUGUUCCUGUACGGAAAGGACACAAAAACUAAACAUGCAAAUUUAAACAUGCAAAACAUGAAAGUUCAUAAGAAACAUAAGUAA
This is a messenger RNA of Centropristis striata (black sea bass), 402 nucleotides long. RefSeq names its product monocyte chemotactic protein 1B-like. NCBI's taxonomy places the organism in Eukaryota, Metazoa, Chordata, Actinopteri, Perciformes, Serranidae. Gene Ontology annotation, biological process: cellular response to type II interferon; cellular response to tumor necrosis factor; lymphocyte chemotaxis. The transcript is spliced from 4 exons. The coding region runs from base 73 to 402 and encodes 109 amino acids. Gene Ontology annotation, cellular component: extracellular region. The record is from RefSeq and is a predicted model, not a curated record. Gene Ontology annotation, molecular function: chemokine activity; CCR chemokine receptor binding.